Calypte anna (Anna's hummingbird) is the source of this 1378-nucleotide messenger RNA. It is a transcript of the gene TIMM21, whose product is annotated as translocase of inner mitochondrial membrane 21. The transcript is spliced from 6 exons. Gene Ontology annotation, biological process: protein import into mitochondrial matrix. The record is from RefSeq and is a predicted model, not a curated record. The coding region runs from base 245 to 985 and encodes 246 amino acids. Lineage: Eukaryota; Metazoa; Chordata; Aves; Apodiformes; Trochilidae. Gene Ontology annotation, cellular component: TIM23 mitochondrial import inner membrane translocase complex.
UCCUUCCCGCCCCUCCAACCCCAGGAUUUCCGCCGGGGCGAUGAGGAGCGGCGGCCGUCGGCGGGCGGAGGCCAAUGGGGGUUCCUGAGGUGAAGCACCGGCUGCAGAGCCGCGGUCAGGGCGAUAGGCUGCCCUGACUCUUCCCCGAAGGGUCCCCCGAGGGAAGGGGGGCAGUGGUGAGCGGUGGAAACUUUCCGUUCGGCUCGUUUGCCUCCCUGAGGACCUCUGGUAGCCGUGCCUCGGCAUGCUGCCCGCCUCCCUUGGGCGGGCGGGGCAGCGGGGCGGGCGGCUGCGGGUCCCCCUGGGGUGCUGGUUGCUCGCUCCCCCCGGCUGGGCGCUGCCAGGACCCGGGCACUGCCCCUGCCUCUGUCUGAGAUGGCGGCACCAGCCCUUGGGCCGCAGGGAGCCCGGCCCGCUCUUGUGGGCUGCCCGGCAAAGGAUCGGUACGCAGGCAGGGGGGCUGAGAGCUGAAAAACCCGGAGAGGAGAGCAAAGGUGUGACCGUGCCGGGGGAUCGGAAAGAGGAAACUCUGCUGUCGACUGUGCAGAGAGUAAAAGAAGCUGGAAGAGACUUCACCUAUUUUAUUGUGGUGCUUGUUGGAAUUGGUGUUACAGGUGGUUUGUUUUAUGUGAUUUUUAAAGAGCUGUUCUCUUCUUCUAGUCCAAAUAAGAUUUAUGGAGAUGCCUUGGAGAAAUGCAGAUCUCAUCCCAAGAUAGUUGCUGUUUUUGGCGAGUCUAUUAAAGGUUAUGGGGAGACCACAGGAAGAGGAAGACGGCAGCUUGUCAGUCACAUUGAAUAUGUAAAGGAUGGUCUGAAACACAUGCGUUUGAAGUUCUAUAUUGAGGGCACUGAGUCAGGGAAGCGGGGAACAGUCCAUGUGGAAGUCAGAGAGAAUCCUGAGGGAGGAAGAUUGGAGGUCCGCUACAUAGUUGUGGACGUUGAAACCUAUCCUAGAAGAACCAUUGUUGUAGAAGACAACAGAUGAUCAGAGUUGCCGUUUUGACUCAUUGAGUGUUGGAAGACACUGGUGUAGCCAGGCUGCACAGGAACUGUUUGGUGUUCUUGAUUAUGCCUUGCAAAUUUGGGUUUCUCUUGCAGGGCACAGACUCUCAUGGCCUCCUUUAAGGUCUUUGGUAAUAACAGAUACCAGAUUUGAAAUUAAGCCAAUGAAAAAUAGCAGAGCCAUCACUUGUGGUGUAUACUUUUGCUAUAGGAAAAUAAUGGCUCAUAAUAAAGAGUUUGAUGCUGGAUAAUACUUCUAUGCACCCAAACCCCCAAGUCUUCCAAGAUUUUAGGUCUGGAUGGGGAAUUUUUUAUCUUCCUUUGCUUCAAUUUCACACUAGAAUUACAAUAAAGUGGCAUUUUAACUGUAGACUAA